AAAGCAUUUUCUCUUAAUAGCUAGAUAUUUAGUGUUUCAGAGUUAAAAAGUUAGCACAAAUGUGAUACUGUAAGGAAUUUAUUCAAGCUAUCAACUGAAGAUUCAACUUGUUGAAACAAGUUACGCACAUUCAACCUCAUGUAUGCUGUUGUACGAGCAUAUAGAUGCAGGCAAAUAAAAGAUAUGGUCUGCUACUAUCAUCUUUGAUUCUUAUUACUGUUAUCUACAAUGGAUACAAGUGGGCACAUCAGUAUGAAGCUGACCACUUUGCAAAUGAUGAAUCAAAGUUGCUGCAGAUGGAAAAACGAAGUUUGCCUUUCGAUAAAAAUGCAGACAGAACCAAACACACAGCACUGGAGAUGGUGCCAAAGCAGGCCGUGCAGAAUUUGCUCUCAUAUUCAGAACAAGACUACUAUGAAAGUAAUUCAGAAGAACUGGUGCCCAGUCCAACAGAUCGACAUGCCUCAAGAACUAGAAUAUACAAAAAUCGAAAAUGUCGAAUGGACACGUGCUUUGACCUUGAAAGGUGUAGAAGAACUGGUUUUAAAGUUUAUGUUUAUCCAGAUGUUGGUGAAAAAACCUCAACAAAUUUUCAAAAUAUUCUUGCUUCCCUUCGUGCGUCACAAUACUACACAAGUGAUCCAGAGAAGGCUUGUCUAUUUGUUCCCGCUUAUGAUACUUUAGACAGAGACCAUCUGUCUGCGGACUAUAUUCAUAACCUUGGUGCCAAAAUAUCUCGUUUAAAAUACUGGAACAAUGGAAAAAAUCAUAUUAUUUUUAACUUAUAUUCGGGCACUUGGCCUGAAUACUUAGAAGAUGUUGGUUUUAACCUUGGCGAGGCAAUCCUGGCCAAAGCAAGUUUUGGUGACAACUAUUAUCGCCAUGGUUUUGAUAUUUCGUUUCCUUUAAUUGGAAAAACUCACCCUCAUAUGCAAGGAACCCAAGGAUUUCUUAAAGCAAAUUAUUUUCCUCCAAGAAGAAAAUAUCUUCUCUCAUUUAAAGGGAAACGAUACACAUACGGGAUUGGGUCAAGCACCCGUAAUGCUUUGUAUCAUAUCCACAAUGGUGAUGACAUCAUCAUAUUAACAACAUGCAAGCACGGAAAAAACUGGCAAAGUUUCAGCGACCAGAAAUGUGAGACAGACAACGAGGAAUAUGAAAAAUGGGACUACCAGUCAUUGCUCCACAAUUCAACUUUCUGUAUGGUGCCAAGAGGACGAAGAUUAGGUUCGUUUCGCUUCCUUGAAUCUUUGCAAGCAGCUUGUAUACCUGUUGUACUCGCUAAUGGGUGGAAACUUCCCUUUGAUGAGGUCAUUGAUUGGUCAAAAGCGAGUUUAGCUUGGGAGGAGCGAUUGCUCUUACAGGUACCUGGUAUAUUACGGGAAGUUCAAGACAACCGCAUCAUGUUACUACGUCAGCAAAGUCAAUUCCUAUGGGACAAAUACUUUUCCUCAAUGGACGUCAUAAUUCGAAGCACACUAGAGAUAAUACAUGACCGUGUGUUCCCCGAGCAAGCACGACCAGCAUUUGCAUGGAAUUCUCAACCAGGAGCUUUAUAUUUCAAUUCUGAUACCGCGCCCAGCUCAUAUCCAUUUUAUCAUGGACUUCUUGGUGUUGAUGCUCCCAUGAAAUUCACGGCCGUGAUACAAGCCACCGCACCUGUGACGUCAUCAGCCGCACCCAUAGUUAAAUUGCUUCGUAAUUUAGUUCAAAGUUCUUCAUGUAAUGAGAUCGUGGUGUUAUGGCAUUGCGGGAAACCUCCGAUUCCCAACGACAGAUGGCGUGUAUUGGUUCCGCAAGAUGGCGCUCACGAGAUACCGAUACGAGUAAUAGACGACCAACCUAAAACGAUGGGCCGUCGGUUCCUUCCGCGUCAAUUCACCACAGAUGCGAUACUAAGUCUUGAUGAUGACGUCAUGCUGAAUUCACAAGAGAUCGACUUCGCAUUCGACGUAUGGCGGUCGUUUCCCGACCGUAUCGUCGGCUUCCCUGCACGCAGUCACUUUUGGAACUCAAGUAAAAGCAAAUGGGUGUAUACAUCAAAGUGGUCGAAUAGCUACAGUAUAGUUCUAACAGGGGCUGCAUUCAUACACAGAUAUUACUUGAAACUUUACUCGGAGUGGCUUCCACCGUCGCUAAGGAAAACAGUCGAUGAAACGAGUAAUUGUGAAGAUAUUUUAAUGAACAUGUUGGUGGCUCACGUGACAAGGCUACCACCGGUUAAAGUCACCCAGAAAAAGCAAUACAAAGACACUUCAGCGUCGCAACCGUAUGUGAAUCACGCUGGUGUUGUGUCAAGGUGGUCCGAUCCUCGACAUUUCGCUGAACGCCAGACCUGCAUGCAGAGUUUCGAAGCCUGGUUUGGGUAUAUGCCCCUUAUUUCUUCGGAGACUCGCUUUGAUCCUUCACUUUACAAAGAUAAUGUUUCCGUUACAAGAAAGAAAUAUCCAAAAAUUGAAAUUUGAACAACUAGUCUUAAGUUUAACGAAUGACAAAAGUUAAAGAACAUUGUUUAACAACGUUCUAAAUCAAUGCACUACAAACACUUUCAAGCCACACAUACACGCGCACCACUUUCUUCAUUGGUUGAUGAGACCAAAUAAUUUCAAUUAAAGUUUCCUAGAUCCCACCCUAUGUUUGCAUCAAAGUUAAAUGUUGCCAAACCCGACUUAUUUUCAUAUCUUUUUCUAAUUCUAUUUAUUUCUGUACAUUUUCCUACACGUCACGCUUUCAUAUACCCGUGCUAUAGUUACUAACCGAGUUGCCUCACUACGGACUAUUUUGGAUAAAGUAUUCAAACUUUCGCUUUUGUUGGUUGCAGUAACUUGUCAAAGCAUUGGCGACGCAUGCAUGAUGUGUGUGAUCAUGAUGUUACAGCAACGUUGUUCUGGUUGUUAGUUUAAGUUAAAGCAACACACCAUGUUUGUAAAUUGAUUGUUACCAAAUCGUUGUGUUAUUCUCGUGUCUCGGUAAUGCUUUCUCCCGAACCAUGAAAUACAUCCACAUGAAACCGCAACUUGUGUUCUAAAUAAAAACGAUUGUUCCUAA
This is a messenger RNA of Ciona intestinalis (vase tunicate), 3048 nucleotides long. Its product is annotated as exostosin-1-like. The record is from RefSeq and is a predicted model, not a curated record. Gene Ontology annotation, molecular function: glycosyltransferase activity. Gene Ontology annotation, cellular component: membrane. Lineage: Eukaryota; Metazoa; Chordata; Ascidiacea; Phlebobranchia; Cionidae.